Molecule: messenger RNA, 228 nt
Organism: Microthlaspi erraticum
Lineage: Eukaryota; Viridiplantae; Streptophyta; Magnoliopsida; Brassicales; Brassicaceae
Source: the annotation of a GenBank genome assembly
AUGGAGAGCUCCUCUAGCGUUCACUUGCAAAAGAAGCAACGAACAGAGGAUAAAACACGCUCGUUGAUGCUGGAUUUUGAUGUCAUCAACUGUCCUGUUUGCUGCGAGCCACUCGCUGUUCCUAUCUUCCAGUGUGAAAAUGGGCACUUGGAUUGCUCUUCUUGCUGUCCAAAACUGAGUAAUAAGUGCCCUGCUUGUGCUUUGCCUGUGGGCCACAUUCGAUGCUGA